This is a messenger RNA of Protopterus annectens (West African lungfish), 2237 nucleotides long. Its product is annotated as T-cell immunomodulatory protein-like. The transcript is spliced from 10 exons. The record is from RefSeq and is a predicted model, not a curated record. NCBI's taxonomy places the organism in Eukaryota, Metazoa, Chordata, Ceratodontiformes, Protopteridae. The annotation marks the transcript as partial. Gene Ontology annotation, cellular component: plasma membrane.
UUAGAUGGAGAUGGUCUACAGGAACACCUUCUACCAGCUUGUGAAGAUGAGAACUGCAAGAAAAGUGUCAUCUACCUUAAUAAACCAGGAUCAGACCAGUGGAUUGCUGUAUUGAAAGAUUUUACAAAUAAAGGAACAGAAUGGGGCUUUGUACCUCCUGGAACAGCGCAGGCUUCUGUUUCCAUUCCAGACUUGAUUACUUUACACAUGGGUGACUACAACUUGGAUGGGUAUCCAGAUGCAUUGGUUAUACUCAGGAAUAUUUCAGGAAGCAACCAACAAGCAUUUCUGCUGGAGAAUGUUCCAUGCCCAAGUGGUGAAUGCAGUAGUGUGGGUCGCAUGUUUAAAGUCUACUGGGAUCUCUCGGACUUAAAUCAAAUCAAAGAUGCAUUAGUGGCAACCUUCUUUGACAUUUAUGAAGAUGGCAUAUUAGACAUGUUUCUGCUAAGUAAAGGCAGCUCAGAUGGUGAACUUGUCAUUCAUGCACUGAAAAAUAACUUUGAAGCUGAUGCUUAUUUUGUCAAGGUCAUUGUCCUUAGUGGCCUGUGUUCUAAUGACUGUCCACGUAAAGUCACACCUUUUGGAGUGAAUCAGCCUGGACCUUACAUCAGAUACACUACUGUGGAUGCUAAUGGAUAUCAGAAACAUGCAUCAGCUGGGCAGCUCAGCCAGUCUGCACAUUUUGCUCUACAGUUGCCUUAUAAUGUGCUGGGUUUGGGUCGAAGUGCCAACUUUCUUGACCAUCUGUAUGUUGGAAUCCCCCUACUCACUGGAGAAAAGUUUGCACGUAAACAGGAAUGGAAAGCUAUUAUUCCAAACUCCCAGUUAAUAGUCAUCCCUUAUCCUCACAGUGAUCCUCGCAGCUGGAGUGCCAAGUUAUAUCUGACACCAAGUAAUAUAGUGCUGCUAACAGCUAUAGCCCUAAUUGGAGUCUGUAUUUUCAUCUUGGCUAUAAUUGGCAUAUUACACUGGCAGGAGAAGAAAGCGGAUGACCGUGAGAAACGGCAGGAAGCACACAGAUUCCAUUUUGAUGCCAUGUGAUGUACCUGCUCAGAACAAAGCACUACAUUCUGCUACAUAAGAGAAUCGUACAUUUGUAUUAUAUUCUUGCUGUUUAUGAAAGCUACAGCCUGACAUUUUUUUGAGAACUGUUUUGAAAAUUAAUUUGGUGUUGGCAGCAGGAGCUGAUUAAUUUGUGUAUGCUAAUUUGUCUGUCUUUAUUUAAUACUAAUGUACUUUUUUAAGCAUCUGUAUUUGUAACUAUUCAUAUAUAUUUGGUAUGAAAUCGGCCAAGUAAUGACUGUAAAGGAUUGUUUUAUCAGCAGUUUGCUAGGAGAAUGUAAUAAGCUGCAGAUUUUUGACUUGCCAAGAUGUUUACUACUGUUAAUAGUUUGUAUUUUUGUUACUGAACCAGCUGCAGUAUCAGACUUUUUGUUAGUGUUCAUAACUGCAUUGCAGCACUUCUUAACCUAAUGAGAUUUUUACAGUAAUUCCUAUCUCCCUUGACAUGAUACAUAUCUUAAGUCUGCAUUUAAUUGUUGCAUUUACAUAAAACACAUACAUCAGAAGAGAGCCAUGUUUCCCACCUGCCUCUCAUUACGUAAAGGAGAUAGAUUAGCCCAGUCAGGGGAAUUAAAAUCAUUUUAAAAGUGCAGUAAUUUCUUUGUCAUUUGGCUGCAAUUUCUCAGCAUAAAGACAGGAUAUCUAAAUGAUAGAAUGAUUUUAAAAUUGUUGGUGUUUUUUUUUUUACAUUUACAGUGUUACUUUGGAUAAUUUCUGAAAACAGACCACUUCAACCAAUAUUGAAAGAUCUUGGUGUGCAAUAGUUGUAACGUAUCCUUUUUCCCCACAAAUGAGCACAAAAAAAGAGAACUCUGUAGAGCAGUAAUUGAGCAUUUUGCCACUGACUGACUGCUGUAUGUUUUAAGGAAAACAAUUGUAAUUAUAUGUUGGGAAUUACAAACAUUUGCACUGGUUAAACCAAUGAAAGGAUGAAACUUUCAACCAAAAACUGUCUUUGUGUACUAUUUUAUUUAUUCUGAAGCAGCUUGGGCAUGAAUAUGUGCUGAAAAUCUACGUGUGUUUGACAAAUGUAUUGCAAUGACUGCCCCAAAUUACAGAUAGCACUGUAUUUUUUUGUGAUAACAUUCAGUAUAAAUGAUUCCCUUAGAGCUACAGGUAUGAUAUAGUUGGAUUUUGUGGUGUGCUGGUAAUAAAUGUCAUUUGUUAAAAAAAUA